AUGGUAAAGCGACCAUACCAACCUGAUCCCACUUCAGGUGCAAAGCGACUAACACUACGGCAGAGAAUCCCAAUCAGGGAUGCCUCCAUCAAUGAGAAGACUGGCUCUUCUCAAGCCUCGCCAGUACAUGCAAGCCUCUCAUUACAUCCAGUCUCGGCCAAGGAGGCGCUGAUCGUCAAAGUCACCCCCCCUCAUGCUCCGGCAGAAAAGAUCAACCAUGUUGCGUGUGACAUCGUACUGGUCAUCGAUGUCUCGGGGAGCAUGGGCGCCCCGGCCGACGUGCCCGGCGAAGAAGAGAGCACUGGGCUUUCGGUUCUUGACCUCACUAAGCACGCAGCCAUGACCAUCAUCGAGACGCUCAACGAAGACGACCGCUUGGGAAUCGUGACAUUCGGCAGCAGAUCCAAGAUUGUGCUGAAACUUACUUCUAUGAACGAUAAGAACAAGGAGGACGCCCGUAAGAGCGUCAGGGAGAUCGAGUCCCGUGACGCCACAAACCUGUGGCAUGGUAUGCGAGACGGUAUCAGAGUUCUGGAACAGGGUAUGCCAUCGAACCGAGUGCCGGCACUCAUGAUCUUGACCGACGGAAAGCCCAAUCAUAUGUGUCCCGAGCAGGGCUAUAUCCCCAAGCUUCGUUCUAUGGACAAAUUGCCCGCUUCCGUUCAUACAUUUGGAUUUGGCUAUAACCUUGAAUCUGGUCUCCUCAAAGCCAUCGCUGAGUUUGGAGGCGGCAACUACGCCUUUAUUCCGGAUGCUGGCAUGAUCGGAACUGUCUUUGUUCACGCCGUCGCCAAUUUACAGUCGACUUUUGCAACCAAGGCUAUUCUCACUCUGUCUUACCAAGAGCCACUGUCACUCGAGGAGAUCAGGGGUGACUAUAUCGGGAGAUACGCACCAAAGGCUGACGGCUCAGAGAGCACGCUCAAGUUGGAAUUGGGCAACCUACAAUAUGGCCAGACACGAGACAUCUACAUCUCGGCCAAGGGUAUAGGUAACGACCCCUUCGAUGAAAAGGGAGUGACUUGUGUGACGGCCCACCUGGAAUAUUUACCAAGCGGAGGCAAGCCAAAGCGCGCCGCCCACGCAACAUGCAGCAUGCUGGCAGAUGCCGAGCUCUCACCGAAUGAGAUCGCGUACCACGAGUCGAGGACGUUGAUAUCCAAGUUCCUCGCAUCCAUCUUCCCUGCCAACGUCAAGCACGUCUACCAAGCAGUCAAGCACGAGCAGCUCAAGGCCAAGAUGGCUGAGCUCCCCGAGUUGAUCGAGGAACUCCCAGCCCAGAAAUUCGACGACGCCCUGAACAAGUCUCUCGUCGAGGACCUCGCAGGAGAAGAGCCCAGAGGCCAAAUAUCUAUUGCUCUCCGCACCCCAGAGAAUUUCCGCAGAUGGGGCAUACAUUACCUUCCCUCAAUCCACAACGCCCACACCAGGCAGAUCUGCAACUCCUUCAAAGACCCCGGCCCCCUCCAGUACGGCACCGGGAGCCCCCUCUUCCUCGCUUGCCGUGACGAACUCGACGAAGCCUUUGAUAAACUCCCCGCCCCCGAACCAUCAGCUCCACACCUCCGCUACGCGGCAUCCUCGAGCCACCCGACCUCCAACCACACCUUCUCCAUGUCCCGCUACCACAACCCGACGGGCAGUUGCUUCGCCGGCUCCACCCCCGUCGAGCUGGCCUCCGGUCGGCGCGUGGCCAUCCGCAAGCUCCGGCGGGGCGUCAAGGUGCGCACCCCGGCCGGCGUGCGCAAGGUCGCCGUCGUGCUCAAGACCCCCGUGACCGAGGAGACCAUGUGCCAGGUCAAGGGCGGGAUCCUCGUCACGCCGUGGCACCCCAUCGCGGGGGACACCGACGCCAAGGCCUGGGGCUUCCCCGCGUACGUGGCCGAGCGCACCGUGCGGUACACGGGCUUCGUGUACUCGGUGAUGCUGCAGCGCGGCGACGGGAGCCCGAGGGCCCACGCGCUGAGGGUCGGCGGCGUGUGGGGGGUCACGCUGGGGCACGGGGUCGUCUCCGGGAGCGACAGCCGGGCGCACGCGUUCUUCGGGGACUACCGGCGGGUGGCCAAGGCGUUCCUGGGCAUGGGCAUCGACAAGGCCGGGGUUGUGGUCGGGGCUGGUGUCGAGAGGGACAGGAGGACGGGUGUGGUAUCGGGGUUUCGACAACCUCCCCCCUUGCUGGAUCAAGAAUGUGUUGUGUCGUAG
This is a messenger RNA of Clonostachys solani, 2202 nucleotides long. The record is from the annotation of a GenBank genome assembly. NCBI's taxonomy places the organism in Eukaryota, Fungi, Ascomycota, Sordariomycetes, Hypocreales, Bionectriaceae.